Molecule: messenger RNA, 348 nt
Organism: Staurois parvus
Lineage: Eukaryota; Metazoa; Chordata; Amphibia; Anura; Ranidae
Source: the annotation of a GenBank genome assembly
UCAAAGACUGGCACACCGGGCAGGACUCCACGGGCAGCGGCACAUCGGGCUGGACUCCGGGCAGAGGCACAUCGGCUGGACUCCGGGCAGAGGCACAUCGGGCAGAGGCACAUCGGGCUGGACUCCGGGCAGAGGCACAUCGGGCAGGACUCGGGGCAGAGGCACAUCGGGCAGGACCCCGGGCAGAGGCACAUCGGGCAGGACCCCGGGCAGAGGCACAUCGGGCAGGACCCCGGGCAGAGGCACAUCGGGCCCCCAGGCGGAGCGGCAGGCGCCGGACCCCCAGGCGGUGCGACAGGUCUCGGGCCCUCAGGCGGAGCGACAGGUCUCGGGCCCCCAGGCGGGGCG